This is a messenger RNA of Numida meleagris (helmeted guineafowl), 606 nucleotides long. RefSeq names its product peptidylprolyl isomerase like 1 (gene PPIL1). Gene Ontology annotation, cellular component: catalytic step 2 spliceosome. Lineage: Eukaryota; Metazoa; Chordata; Aves; Galliformes; Numididae. The record is from RefSeq and is a predicted model, not a curated record. Gene Ontology annotation, molecular function: peptidyl-prolyl cis-trans isomerase activity. Gene Ontology annotation, biological process: protein folding; protein peptidyl-prolyl isomerization. The transcript has 4 exons. The coding region runs from base 138 to 581 and encodes 147 amino acids.
CGAAGCGGCCGCUUCCGGCGGCGGCAGCAAUAGGGGCGCAGCAGCAUGGCCGCCGUCCCGCCUGACUCCUGGCAGCCGCCCACCGUCUCCAUGGAGACCACGUAAGGGGUGGGAACACCACGGGCCUCCACGCUCGGAUGGGCACGCUGGUGCUGGAGCUGUACUGGCGCCACGCGCCACGGACCUGCAAGAACUUUGCCGAGCUGUGCCGCCGCGGCUACUACAACGGCACCCGCUUCCACCGCAUCAUCCGGGACUUCAUGGUGCAGGGCGGUGACCCCACCGGCACCGGCCGUGGCGGUGCCUCCAUCUACGGCAAACACUUUGAGGAUGAGCUGCACUCCGAGCUGAAGUUCACCGGAGCCGGCAUCUUGGCCAUGGCCAACGCGGGACCGGACACCAACGGCAGCCAGUUCUUCAUCACGUUGGCGCCGGCGCAGUGGUUGGACGGCAAGCACACCAUCUUCGGGCGCGUGUGCCAAGGCAUCGGCGUGCUGGGCCGCGUGGGCAUGGUGGAGACCAACGCGCAGGACCGGCCCCUGGACGACGUCAAGGUCCUCAGGGCUGUCCCCGCUGGGUGACGCCGGGAAUAAAAGUGUGCACGGA